Achroia grisella is the source of this 1028-nucleotide messenger RNA. RefSeq names its product NADH dehydrogenase [ubiquinone] iron-sulfur protein 4, mitochondrial (gene ND-18). The record is from RefSeq and is a predicted model, not a curated record. Gene Ontology annotation, biological process: electron transport chain. NCBI's taxonomy places the organism in Eukaryota, Metazoa, Arthropoda, Insecta, Lepidoptera, Pyralidae. The transcript is spliced from 3 exons. Bases 119 to 691 code for a protein of 190 amino acids.
CUGACAUUAAAAAAAAGUUAAUUGAAUGGUUAUUUGUUGUAUAAUCGAACAUUAUUUUCUUAUUCAUUUUUGAAUAUAGAAAUAUUCAUAUAUAGAAAGAUAAUCCACAGGUAAAACGAUGCUAAAAGUCAUAGCUACAACGGCGAAUUUAGCCAAAACUUCUAUAUUAAGAUCACCCUCAGCAUUCUCAACAUGUGGCGUUCGCUUAUCGUCUUCAGUUGAUCCUUCACGUCGUAAGGAGGCUCCCAAAUUAGAGAAUGAAACAGUUCUGACACUUCCUGAGGAGGCGCGUGAAAAGAGUGCUUUGGAAUCUAGCAUUACAGUUUCCAAAAAGGUUGAUUUAACACCAGUCACCGGUAUUCCCGAGGAGCAUGUAAAAACUCGCCGUGUUCGCAUCUACCAGCCAUCAAAGAAUGCCAUGCAAAGUGGUACCAAUAACAUCCAACACUGGGAGAUGGAGUUUGAUACCCGUCAGCGAUGGGAAAACCCUCUUAUGGGCUGGACAUCCACUGGUGAUCCUCUUUCCAAUAUGAAAAUUCAGUUCUCUUCACCUGAUGAUGCCAUAGAGCAUUGUGAGAAGAAUGGAUGGGUCUGGUUCUUAGAUGUGCCAAAGACAGAGAAGCCAUUGAAACCUAAGAGUUAUGGUGUUAAUUUCUCAUGGAAUAGAAGAACCAGGGUCUCUACUAAAUAGAGUUGUUAGUAGAAUGUUUUAAUUCAAUUCUAGAGGUUUAAAAGCCUUUUAUUUAUAAUAAUGUUGCAUAAAAACAGGUUAAAAAUUUAUUAUUUCUUUUAAAUGUUAAUAUCGAGUAUUUCUGUUGUAGUGUAAAUAAAUUUGCAAAUAUUGUACUUACAUUCUUUUCUUUUUAAUAUUAAAUGCUUAAUACAUAUUAAUUUCAUAAGCAGGUACAUGCCUUUUGUGUUAGUACUGUUAAUUUCUUUUUUACAUUGUUUCUAUCAGUGAAAACCUAUAAGUGGCUUUCCUGUUUCAAUUGUGUAGUUAAAAACAAUAGUGAAGGUUAUUUCAAAGU